Molecule: messenger RNA, 5455 nt
Organism: Oxyura jamaicensis (ruddy duck)
Lineage: Eukaryota; Metazoa; Chordata; Aves; Anseriformes; Anatidae
Gene: VWC2L
Product: von Willebrand factor C domain containing 2 like
Exons: 3
Coding region: 2335-2901 (188 amino acids)
Biological process (GO): negative regulation of BMP signaling pathway
Cellular component (GO): AMPA glutamate receptor complex
Molecular function (GO): protein binding
Source: RefSeq, a predicted model, not a curated record
CGCCCCCCUGCACUCAAGACCUGAGGAAAUCCAGCCCAAGUUCGCCGCGAUGACUGUGCUGCUGGCAUCGGGGUUUCUCCGCGGCAUCCCUGCCUCUGGACCGCCUCACCGCUGCUCGCUUUGAAUCCUGAACACUGGGUUAAAGCUUAAUUCUCAUGUCGUGGUUGCUGGGCUGCUGCUUUCCUGUGUUUGGCGAUGGGAGGUGGAGGAAAAGGGAUUGUCCGUGAGUCAACACUGAAAAUGUGAUUAGGAGGAACUGCUUUCACUAAUCUGUGUCUAACCUUUUAGUCCAUGUUGGCCUGUGACCCCUUUCAGCUUUCAGAUCGAGCCUGAUUAGGUAAGUGUAAAUUAUUCACUCGGGGCGAGGGAAGGUGGAUGGAAACCUUUUACUCAGAGACUUACCUACGAUCUUGGCCUCUCUCAUGAUGAGAAAUGAUGAGAAAGUUCAGCUGUAAACUAAUUCUGAGCAAAGCAGCAUUUGUUUACUUGUUGAAAUCUGUCCGUACGAGGCGUCUGCAGUCUGUCUGAUUUCCAGGAUCGCCGCUGAGCUGAGUGCCUGUGAGUUGCUGUGGGACGUCUCAGAUGACUACAGGCUGUAGCAAAAUAUAGCGGUCUUAUUUAUGAUCUUCAGAGAACUUUUUUUUUUUUUUUAAUUCAGAGAGCUUCCUCAUCACACUUCAGCACAUUGCCUUGAUCAUUUCACAGUUCCUCAGACAUUAAUUGCUUCAUUUGCUCCUGCUUUUUGAUUUUUUCUCCCUAAAUACCCACCAAUCUGCAAUAUUGCAAGCUACCUGUAGCAUUUAGGUGGGCAAGAUUCCCUGCUCUGGCAAUGGGUAAAGCAGCUGCAGCUGCAUGAAUCGCCUGAUUCUCAAGCAACACAUUACGAUAGAUAUUGCUGAUAGUUGUAAGAGGGUGCACAGCCCUUGUGAUGGGAAAGGAGCUAGUCCUUCAAUUAAGAAGAUGUCUUUUGAAUUUGAUAAAGCUUGUGUAAUAUCCGGUGUCUCCCUCUGUUGUGGCUUUGGAAAAACUGCUUUGUCAACAGGAUCCCUUAGCUGCUUCUCUAGGAUUAAAGCCUUCUCCUGCUGCUGCUGCUGCUGCUUUUUUCCUUCAAUUAAGGAGAACUAAUUGCUGAAAAUCUGCAGUACAAAAAUCCCAGUACAGAAAAAAUGCCUCCCUGGGGGUGGAGGGGGAGGACGUGUUUUCCUGUGUGUGCAGGCUAAUGCAUGUUUGUGUAUGGUGCGUGUGUCUGUCCGCACACUGAGACGGGAGGACGAGAAGCAGUGCCACACGCAUCCAAACAAGCCCUUUCUGGUGAGUGCCAGAAACUCCCUCCAUCACCCUCCCUCCCCAUAAGGCUCAUAUCUCAUCCAAAAGUUUCCUGUAAUACUUCGCCCAGUUCUCAGAUCGGUCAGGAGCCAUGCUCCUGCUGGCGCUGCGCUGGCUGCUGGCCAGCGGGUAGGAAGGACGGCGUGCUGGUGGCAGUGAUGUGGCACCGCGGGCAGCCAAUCGCGCACCCGAGGCACAGGCACCGAGCCUGCUCUUGGCGCUGGUUCUCCCAGGGGUGAUGCAAAGCUUCUCCCUCCCUUGGUCGCUCCAUGGCUCUGCCACUCAAGCUGAGCUCUCCAAAGGUCAGGCCGUGCUGCAUCGCUCCCCAAGUUUUCCAAAGACUCCAGCCUAAGCAGACAGACACAUUUCAGCAGCUCCAUGCGCUCCGCAGGCAUUUAACAUCAUCCUGCUCUCAGCAUUUCUCUCUGGGAAUUCCUAAAAUGCUGAAUAAUGGGGAAUGUGGAUUACAUCGUGCUUUCUGUCGGGAUUAUACGAACCUGCCGCAGGCUGGGCGAUGUUGGUAGCCCAGCUAGCCUCCUUGUAGCACGGAGGGACAGUGGCUACAGCAGGAGGUUAAAACCAUGCUUAAACUUGGGUUCAGAUCCCUCGAAACUGCAGUUUCAGGCAGGUACUUUAACUUCUGGUGCAGCAGAAAACUCAACUGCACGAAUGAGGAAAAUAAAAAUCAGGUGAUUCCUCUGAGCCACCAUUUCUAUAGGGGUAUUUUGUGGGCAUAUACUUACACAUGUAUGCCUAACUUAUGUAUUUCAUGCGCUUUAGUCUCAUUACAAAUAAUUGAGGGAGGGCUUAUUUCAAAUGAAACAGAGGUAGUUAUCUGCAUGGGUUUGUAAGCACUGAUUUAUUUUUUGGUGGCGGUUGAAAGAAUGGCCUUUAGUAGUCAAUAUCCCUUAGUAUUUUGAGUUUGUUCUCACUUUAAAAUAUUUGUUUUCAGACCACCACACUGGUCUCCUUAUGGAAGCAGCUGUUUCUCUCUGGCAUUGAGACCCCAUGGAGAAGCCGAGGAGGGGGAUGGCUCUACAUAUCCAUGAAGCCUGGAUACUUCUGUUGGUAAUCCCUGGUUUGGUGACUCCGGCUGCCAUCAAUCAUGAAGACUACCCUGCUGAUGAAGGGGACCAGACCUCCAGUAAUGACAACCUGAUCUUUGAUGACUACCGAGGGAAGGGCUGCGUGGAUGACAGUGGCUUUGUGUACAAACUGGGAGAACGUUUUUUCCCGGGACAUUCCAACUGUCCCUGUGUCUGUACUGAGGAUGGACCUGUUUGUGAUCAACCAGAAUGCCCUAAAAUCCACCCAAAGUGUACAAAAGUGGAACACAAUGGAUGCUGUCCAGAAUGCAAAGAAGUGAAAAACUUUUGUGAAUAUCAUGGAAAAAAUUACAAAAUCUUGGAGGAAUUUAAGCCCUCGCCAUGCGAAUGGUGUCGCUGCGAGCCCAGCAAUGAAGUUCACUGUGUUGUAGCAGACUGCGCAGUUCCCGAGUGUGUCAACCCAGUCUAUGAACCAGAGCAGUGUUGUCCGGUCUGCAAAAAUGGAAGUCCUGAAAUGGCCACAUUUUAAGAUUUAAAACCCCUUCAGUCAAAGUCUAUGCAAUAUGCUGAUUGAUUGUGCAAAUGCAAGUUGAGUGUGACCGGCCAAGAAGAGGACAUAUCUCCCAUGCUGGACUUUGCUGGACUCCACAACCCUCUUCGUAGGUCGGAGAGACCGAAACCGGUAGCGUAGCAUAGCCACAUCACCCUUUGCUCUUGGUGGAUGAAGAAUUGACAGCAGCCAGCCAGCUUUUUGGGUACUCUGUUGCCCCCACGGCCAGCAGCCCUUUUGGACGGCACGCUGAGCGGCCACGGGAAGGACCUGCUCCUCGUCACGCAGCAUUCACCCAGGGCAUGGGGGCUGAUGGUUGUUCUACAGCUGAUUCCUUUUGUGCUGACAAAAAGAUGCCAGCCCGGAUUGGGAGUCUUCUUCCAUUUUGGACACCAUCCCAAAUCAGGAGUCUCCUGUUUUUUGCAGCGCUUGUAGAAGCGGCCUUAACAUAGCGAUGGCAGAGCCUGGUACAUCAAGGCUUCGUGCCUGCCUAUGAAAAUCAAUGCUUAUGGAAGGCUGAACACAAAAGAAAAUUCCUGAGACUACAAAGGAUGCCUUUUUGAUUGUUUGUCAGCUAAUGUUCUUUGUGUUUACCAGCAGGAACAUAAACUGCGGUGCCCUGUUAGCUCAAUUAAAGGAGUGAUUUGAUUACCAACCAAGGAAGAAAGGGAUUGAUUUAAAAACUGGUAAAAGAUCAAGACUGAAAACAAGGCGGUAUAUUUGGGCCAGGCCACCACUGACCCAACAAAAUACUUCAGUACUUGCUCUACUGUUCCUUUAAAAAGAUGUUAUUUCACUGAAAUUGAUUUUCAGCUGAGCUUGUUCACCUCCAUUACUUCGGGCCAACUGGUUAAAGGCUGGUAGACGCCGCAUUUUCUGAUGAGAGUUAGGUGCAUAGGAAUCUGUAAACCCCUCUGCUGCUUUUGGAAAUCUCGUGCGGAUGCUUAAAGAUGCUGCUGAAUCAGGACUAUGACCUGCUCCCUGUGGACACAGCUGUUGGAAGUCAUCUGAUUUGGGUGAGAAGCUUUGGAAAGCUAUACAAAUAAAUCUUCCAAAAUGAGCCACCCCAGCGCUGGGUAGCAUCAAGCAGGGCUGGGUUGAAUUUACCACCUCCUAAAGCAUAGAAGAAGGAGAAACUUUAAGAGGGGAGGGAGUGGAAAGGCCUUUAGAGAAUAAAAAAGACACGAACAGGCCGGUGGUAAAUGUGAUCAACUCCACCACACAGCUCAGUGCUCACACGAAGCAGUAGCUGUGGGACUGUGUAGCAUGAGAGCGACUGGGACGCUGCCAGGAAAAGCCCUAUGCAGGGAGUGCUGCAGUGGGGAGCCAGCGGGAUGACAGCCCAUUGCCACCCAAAAUGUUCAUCUGUGAGCUUACAGGUCAGCUAAGUGCUUCCCAAGUGUUUGUGGCCUUUUCCUUUGCCCAGGAAGCAAGAAAAGGAUCGUUCACAUAUUAAAGGCAGGAGAAGACUCUGCCAGGCAGGAGCUGAAAGCCACCAUCCUGAAUUUGUACCCGAGGUCCUAACCAUGUUUCCAUGCCCAGCAGAGCUUUAAAUGAAUGUCUACCAUCACCCUGAAGAGGAGGUCUGCGGAGGAUUAUGAGAAGUCAUUUGGUGGAUGGGACUUGCUCCAAAGCUCUCAUUAUAAGGACACAGCUCACGGAGGUGUUGGAAACAUGUUAUGUGUGGUCUGCGUUGGUCUUUAAACUCGGAGAUACUUAUGAAGAAGCAUUUGUUUACUGGGGAUUGUUUCCCAUUGGGAAAAUGCUGCUGACAUCUGUGUGCACAAGUCUAUGGCAGAAGUGGUUCCAGAUCCACUGUUGUCGCAGUAGCAUUUUAUAGAGGAGGGGGUGGGCUUGGUUUUUUUUUUGGUGAAGAAUUUCCUAGAUUCCUGUUGGGAAACCAGGUUCCUUUUGCAGAACAUAAGCAGCCCAGGCAAUACUGAAAUUCAGACAGGGGUGGUUGUUGCUGUCCCCCACAUAAUCAGAUUAUUCGUGCAAUGUAAAAGACCAAAAGCGACGUUUUUAUCCAAUUACAUUGCUGUAAACCACUUUGCUGCAAGAGAAACCUGGAGCCAACUCCUGAGUCCGUGUCACUUGGUGUAAUGCCAGCAGCGUUGGUUUGCUCGGAUUUACUCACACUGAGGAUCUGACCUGCAAGAGCUAAUAUCUCUGGGUGACUCACAGGCAAAUUGCAGGAGGCUGGGGUGUUGUGCAUGGUCAGGCUUUCUGAAAGGAUUAGAGAUGGGUUUGCUUCUGCUCCUCUCGAAGGUUGGGAUUAUUAAGCAUAUCUGUAUGGGAAGAGUGGCAGACACUGUCUUCAUGUAUUUCUAAUUUAAUGAAUGUUUAAUGCUUCUUUUAUUGGAGCCAACAUAUAUGUAGAGUAGAGGACUUUAACAAGGGGUUGACUUAUGUCAAAUAAUUGAUGUUUGAGCUGCUCCUUUUACAUGAAAUGCAGACUUUACAGAGCAAAGAGACUGUAAUGAAAAUAUGAAUUAAAGAUUAGAGCUAAGCAAGUCUGAGAAGACUUAGAAUU